Messenger RNA from Oryza brachyantha (malo sina), 700 nucleotides. RefSeq lists its product as uncharacterized. The coding region runs from base 32 to 550 and encodes 172 amino acids. Lineage: Eukaryota; Viridiplantae; Streptophyta; Magnoliopsida; Poales; Poaceae. The record is from RefSeq and is a predicted model, not a curated record. The transcript is spliced from 3 exons.
GGAUCACCUCGAACUGGAACUUGUCGUCCAUAUGCCAGUUGAAGGAAUGAAAUGGCCUAUUGGUGAUCUCAUGAAUGACAUAACUGAACUUCCCAACGUUACCAACUUGGAACUUACUGUGGAUUUAAUGUCGGGAGGGCACGCCAUAGGAGCCACUCUCGCCAAGCUCAUAUCCAGGUGCAAGAAACUCCAACACCUCUCCAUUGACAUUGACAUCAACGACGACUACGAUGAAGAGGAAUACGAAGGCAUGGAAUAUUGUUCGGAUUCGUCGUGCUUCUGUCGCCAGCCCAUGGGCUGGGAGGACAAGGCGAUCUCGCUGGAGCACCUUACGGUGGCCGCUAUCUGUGGCUCGGCGUCGGUCGGUGACCUGGCGAAGCUUGUGCAUCUGUUGGUCGCUAACUCGCCGGCGCUGGUGACAGUGAAGGACGAACGCGGCACACACAGCUACGGCGGCGUGCGGCGGCGAACUUCGGCCCAAGAAAAUGAAGAGGAAGGCCAAGACAAUGGAAGAGAAAGGAAGAGGAGGAAGACGAUGGACGGCAUUUAAUUAGACACUAGACGACUUUUAAUCAUUAUUUUCUAUGUAAAUUUUAGUUGUACAUCUUGGUAAUUAAUUUGGACAUACUGGAUACAAUAGACGUAUUCGCGGCCUUUUGGGUCCAACUAUUUAAAUGAUUUUAUUUUGCUAUUGCUGGCA